GUGGGAAGCGGCGUGGUAUUGUCAUUACAUAAGAAGACAGAGUGAUGUGAGCUCCGAGGAGAGAUAAUCCAGAGACAGAUCAGACGACACUCUGUAAUCACACAGCAAUGGCCGCCCUCCUCCUUAUACCUGGCAUAGCCGUGGGGCUCUACGUCUUUAUCUACUACAACUUUAUCCGGGGGAGACAGUGCAAGAGCGAGCUCAGCCUGAUGGGGAAGACAGUCAUAGUUACAGGAGGAAAUGUAGGAAUCGGUAAAUCGUCAGCUCUAGACAUGGCCAAGCGGGGAGCUCGGGUUAUCCUGGCUUGCCGAAACCAGGAAACAGCAGAAGCUGCUGCACUGGACAUCCGCAGGUUAUCUGGGAACAAUGAGGUACUGUUCAUGAAGCUCGAUCUGGCCUCUACUGCAUCUAUCAGGUCGUUUUGUAAAACAUUCCUCAGUAGUGAGCCAAGGCUGGAUAUACUAAUCAACAAUGCAGGCAUUUCUGGUAAAGGCAAGACUCAAGAUGGCUUCAACUUGGUGUUUGGCGUCAAUCACCUAGGACAUUUUCUACUGACUCAUCUGCUUCUGGAUCGCCUUAAACAGUGCACCCCAAGCCGCAUUGUCGUUCUUGCAUCUAAUGCCCAUAGGUGGGGAAGGAUCAACUUUAAGAACCUAAACCCACCUGGUGAAACAUGGCUAGAGGUCACCCGGGCGUAUAGUGACAGCAAACUUGCAAACAUUUUGUUUGCCCGAGAGCUGGCCAACCAACUACAGGGAACUGAGGUGACUUGCUAUGCUGUCCACCCAGGGGUAGUGCUCACUAACUUAGGACGCAGCUUGCCAUAUUUGCUCAAGGUAGUGGUCUUCCCCAUUGGUUGGCUCUUCCUGCGCACACCCAUGGAUGGCGCACAGACCUCCAUUUACUGCGCCGUAGAAGAAGGAAUUGAACACUACAGCGGACGAUACUUUACCAACUGCCAGCUCCAACAGGUGAAGCCCCACGCCCGUGAUGACGCUGUGGCCAAGAAGUUGUGGGAAGUUAGUGAGGAUCUCCUGGGCCUGAAUAAAUAAUUGUCCUUCAUAUCCUUUAACUGCAGGGAUGAUCAAAAGUCUGCCGAAACCUAUGUAGUCAUUUACUUUUGCAUAUAAUGGGCAAUAACAGACAUUCUCUUAUCUAGUAACCUGUACUCAACUGCUAGACCCUGGAAAGAUACAAGUGUAAAUAAUGGAUGAUGCUCACUGAUCUGCUAUACUUUA
Molecule: messenger RNA, 1238 nt
Organism: Nanorana parkeri
Lineage: Eukaryota; Metazoa; Chordata; Amphibia; Anura; Dicroglossidae
Gene: DHRS13
Product: dehydrogenase/reductase 13
Exons: 5
Coding region: 108-1052 (314 amino acids)
Source: RefSeq, a predicted model, not a curated record